CCAGUCUGCUGGCAGAGGCUCAGCGCUUAUUAUUGACUGCUCCGCUCUCCCGCUACUGUCUCUGUCUUUAUUUUGAAUUAGUCGCACAUCUUUUAACUCUUCUUCAUGCUCAGCGUCACGGCGGAGCGCUCCUGUCAGGUCGACUGUGCGGACGGAUGGCCGGUAGCGAUCAUGGAGCACAAGCCGAGCAUCGAGUAUCACGACCUGGAGGCAGCGGAGGCGCUGGUCAGCAUGAGCUUCUGGGGGCAAAGGUCGCACAAGCCCCGCCCGCUGACCCCCACCUCCGACUCCUGUGACUCCAUCCAGCUCCACCCGGAAGGCGGAGACAACACCAAGGACCUGAUCGCCCUGUCGUCUCUGUGUAUGACUCCACCUCACAGUCCGAGCUUCGUUGAGGCCUCUACCACUGCUGUCCUCACCACCACAUGCGCUCUAAGCCCCGCCUCCAGACCACUCCUACCCCGCCCCGGUCUCCUAAGCGACUCCCACAGUGGCCUCCCCCGACCCUCCUGCUCCGUCACCUCAGAGACCUCGGCGCUUCCACCUCCUCACACGGAGUCGUCCUCUGUGGCGCUGCCCGGCAGAGCGAUGGCCACCAGUGUCAUCCGCCACACGGCCGACAGCCUCGCCGUUCCCACACCGCCUCCCCCCGCCGCAGCCGCCCCGCCCACGGAAACCUCCACACUGCUGCUGCCGCCGCCGCCACCCAAAACUCCAGAGAUGCUUCAGGAGAGCGGGCAGCAGCAGCAGGACGGACCUCCUCCAUGUCUUCACAGCUUCGCCUCCUCUUUAUCUCCUCCUCACUCCUCCCCGCUGUCUUCCUCCUCUUCCUCUCCGGUCUCCGGCUCUCCGGUCCUGUGCCAGGUGUUCCCCGUGAGCGGCCGGACGGGGAUGAUCUCCGCCUUCGUCCAGACUCCGGUUCAGGUGCAGACUCAGGGGGGCCCCAAACCCAUCCUGCCCCAGUCUCCUUCCAGCUUCGCCCAGCCCCUCCUGGUGGGCUCCGCCGUUCCGCAGGGGACCGUGAUGUUCGUGGUCCCCCAGGCGCCCGUGUCCCAGACGUCGCAGGGCCCGCAGACUGUCAUGACGCUGGGCAACACCAAACUCCUCCCGCUGGCCCCGGCUCCGGUUUACAUGCCGUCAGGAGCGGGCGGCGGAGCCUCGCAGGCCGACUUCUCCCGCAGGCGGAACUACGUCUGCAACUUCCCCGGCUGCAAGAAGACGUACUUCAAGAGCUCACACCUGAAGGCUCACCUGCGCACACACACAGGUGAGAAGCCGUUCAGCUGUCACUGGGAGGGCUGCGACAAGAAGUUCGCCCGCUCCGACGAGCUUUCCCGCCACCGCCGCACGCACACCGGAGAGAAGAAGUUUGUCUGCAACGUGUGCGACCGCCGCUUCAUGCGCAGCGACCACCUGACGAAACACACCCGGCGACACAUGACCACCAAGAGGGCGUCGUCAUGGCCCGCCGAAACCUGUGACCUCAACAAAGUGGCUCUGCCGAAGGGCCCCAACAGAGGCCCCGUGCUUCCUGUCGGCAUGCUGGUCCCCGCAGCCAACUAAUGGACUCAAUCAGGAGCCUACAGGGCCAACUCAGGACCCCGGGGUUUUUGGGGAGGGGGGGGGGGGUUUACGGCCGCUGGCCAGACUCUUACAGGCUGAAGGAGACUGAUUGGAUCAGCUCCAGCAGCCACAUCAGGAGGCUUUUCUACAAAUCACACUCAGCUGCUGCACAAUUUCAGCUCCGACUGCGUCUACACACCGACUCGGGAAAGGUUUACAGCUCUCAGAUCAACAAAUUAAUGGUUAACGUUUUAAACAUUGAUUAAACAGGUUACUAUGGAAACCAACAACAGGGCUGGACAGGAAGUAAGGUAGUUUUUUUUUAUAGCAGGAAGUGACUUUUUGUGACCACACGUUCCACUUGAGCAACUUCCGCUAUUUCCAGUUCGCUUUAAUUCAUCUGUGAUCGUAUCGUAGUUACAUUUUCACUCAAGAUGACCAAAAAGAAACGUAUUCUCUGUUUGGGGUCGUGGAACAUAUCAUGGCAGGCGGUUUCUGUCUACUUCGUACAAAUCGCAAACGUCUUAAUAAUCAAACGUGUAAUAUUUCUCUCGUAGAUUCUCAUCAACACGUAACAAGGCACGUCCAAAA
This is a messenger RNA of Scomber japonicus (chub mackerel), 2154 nucleotides long. It is a transcript of the gene klf11a, whose product is annotated as Kruppel-like factor 11a. NCBI's taxonomy places the organism in Eukaryota, Metazoa, Chordata, Actinopteri, Scombriformes, Scombridae. Gene Ontology annotation, biological process: regulation of transcription by RNA polymerase II. Bases 106 to 1563 code for a protein of 485 amino acids. The record is from RefSeq and is a predicted model, not a curated record. Gene Ontology annotation, molecular function: RNA polymerase II cis-regulatory region sequence-specific DNA binding; DNA-binding transcription factor activity, RNA polymerase II-specific. The transcript has 4 exons.